This is a messenger RNA of Anopheles moucheti, 4150 nucleotides long. Its product is annotated as CD109 antigen-like. The coding region runs from base 28 to 4044 and encodes 1338 amino acids. The transcript is spliced from 12 exons. The record is from RefSeq and is a predicted model, not a curated record. Gene Ontology annotation, molecular function: endopeptidase inhibitor activity. NCBI's taxonomy places the organism in Eukaryota, Metazoa, Arthropoda, Insecta, Diptera, Culicidae.
UCGUAGCGAGCGGAUCGUGGCUCUGAGAUGGCGAUAGUGCGAUUGAUAUUGUUAGUGCUUUCCCUGGCAUCGGGUAUUCCCCGAGAUUGUGCAGGUCAAAGGUAUGCAAUUCUUGCUCCACGUAUGGUACGAGCUUACAAUACCUACGACUUGGUAGUGACAAAUUUAGCAGAUGAAAGGCAAGAGUUUCUGUGCGAAAUUGUUGAUUCCAAUGAGAAGGUAGUAGGCAGGUCCGCAGCCAUGGUCCAACCGAAUCAGCUAAGCACGGUACAAAUUCAACUCGAAAGUUUGGAGCAACAAAGCUAUAACCUGAAAGUUUGGAAACCACAGAGGAAAGUGCUGCUGAAUACUACCGCGCUCGAAACCAUUGAUAGAAGCUAUUUGGUGCUGUUCCAGACUGAUAAACCUGCGUACAAACCGGGAGAUAAAGUACAGUUUCGCGUAAUAUUUCUAUUCCCAAAUGCAUACCCGGUUACGAACACUGCCAGGCCAAGCAUUUUCAUAACUGAUCCUGACAGGAUUAGCAUGAAGCAGUGGAUCAAUGCAUCACUCACGAACGGAGUGUUCGAGGGUAGCUUUCAGUUGGCGGAGUACACCCAGUAUGGGUUGUGGACGAUCAGUGCCUCAUUGAAUCGGCAGCAAUAUAAAGAAUCUUUCAGCGUAGAGGAGUACACCCUGCCGCUGUUCAAAAUACAGGUAAACCCUGUACCGAAUCCCUACUUCCGUUGCGUUGACUCGAAAAUGUCGCUGAAAAUAAGUGCUUCCUUCGUGCACGGUGGUUCGGUACGGGGCACUGCCACUGUAGUGGUUCGGGCCAAUUACAACAAUUAUCCCUCGCAAACAAAGGAGGUGACACGCGCGCAAGUUGCCAUUAAUGGAACGACCACCGUGGACUUUCCAAUUCAUGUCGUGGCCGAGAAUUGUGACGAAGAGCGAAACGUUUGGUUCGAUGUAACGGUCACAGAUAGUUUGACAGGGGUGAGCUAUAACACCACCAGCGCCUUUACGGUACACAACAAUGGAGGUGUUACUAUGGAGGCAAUUGAUGGGCAUGAUGCCUUCUAUCCGGGUCAAGCGAUGUGGAUCAAAGUGCUAGUUUCAACCCUCGAUGGGAAGCCGCUAGUAAAUGAGAACGUCACCAUAGUUUGCACAGUGCAGGACGAAGAUAGGAACAAUCGGGAUGUAGCGAUCCCCAAAAUCCAAACGUUGUUGACCAACUCCAAUGGAAUCAUACAAUUUCUAAUCAACACAACCUUGAACACGGUUGAAGUGGAUGUGACGGGUAGCUACAAGAAUCACAACUACUCAUUAGUCUCCGCUUAUCCGAUGUACGAGGAUAGGACUCUCGAAUACCUCGCCAUCAAUUCACGUCAGGCAUACUAUGUCUACGGUAGAAACAUCACUGUUGAUCUGUAUUCCAAUGUACAACUGAAAAGAAUUUAUUAUAUUGGCUACUGCUCUGGUAGAGUGUGUGAAAGUGGGGUUCAAGAAGUUUCCUCCACGGUCAAUAAGUACGAGUUCGUACUGACGGUAAAACCAGCAAUGAAGCCACGGAUGAAACUUUUGGCAUUCACCGUCAAAGAGGAUGGAAAAAUAUUAAGUUCUUCAAUAAUUAUACGAAUUCUGCCGACCAGUAAGCCGACUCUCAAUAUUAAGGUCGCUUUAAUGGAAACAAAAUGCGAUGCACAUACCUUCGACAUUACGGCAGAACCCAAUGCUUUCGUUGGUUUGUUGGGCGUUGAUGAGCGUGUUAUGCAGAGAUCGACCGUAAACAACGACAUUUCACAACACAAGCUGAAUCUAGCAAUGCGAGCCCAAGAAGAUGCUUCCAAUGCUAUGUGGUCUCCGUAUGAUGUUUUUGGAAGUGUGGGAGUAGCGUUGCUAACGGAUGGAUAUCUUCCAGAUGUUGGGUUCAUUCCACAUUCCUUUGGGGAGUUUGAAAGAGGUGUAAAAAAUUCCUAUCAAGAGUAUAGCAUACGGGAAGACUUUUCGGAAACAUGGAUUUGGGAAUCGUUAAAAAUGCCGAAUGGGAAGGGCUCGAUCGAGAAAACGAUUCCGGAUACCAUUACUACCUGGGUGGUGAAUGGUUUUGCGGUCGGCCCAGUCAAUGGAUUGGAAAUUCUACAGAAACCGGUGCAAAUAAACACGCAAAAACGGAUCUUUGCACAGCUCUACAUGCCAUCAUCAAUGAAACGUUUGGAGGAAAUUACGGUUCAUUGUCUCGUCCAUAACUAUGGUAAUGCUACCGAAGUGUUAUUGGAGGUGCAUCCCAUGUUGCCACCCACCAAACUAUCCCUUGCCCAAGGUGCAACUGCAAAUGUACCCGUCAAUCUGCAAUCUGACCGAGUGGGCACACUAACUGUAGACGUCAUUGUAAGAGAACAGAAUGGAAAAGAGAUCGAUACGUUAAGACAAAAAAUUUCAGUUCGUCCGGAAGGUUUAACGAAAACUGUGGAAGAUGUGCGCAUUUUGGAUUUCCCUAGUCAGAACAAGUUAAGCUUCAAUUUGAUGCUACCGCCAAUUGAAGAAGAUCGUACUAUAAGUAAUGAAGAGGUUACUCUCUCGGUGAUUGGAACGUUUCUUAAUCUGAAUUCGCUCGAUUUGGAGCGGAUGGUUCAAUCCUCCCAUGGUAAUGGAGAAGACAGCAUACUCUUCCUGCAAACUGCAAUGGCUGUCUACGAUUACUUCCAGACGACAAAAGAUCUGCAACCAAGAAUUAGGAACCAAUUUCUCUCCUACAUGGAGGUGGGUUACCAGCAACUGUUGCGAUACCGUUUGGAUGACUCUUCGUACAGUCUGUUUGGAACCUUACGCGAGUGUGGCAGUGUCUGGUUAACGGCCAGCGCAGUAGAAUCGCUGCAGAAGCUAUCUAAGUACUAUCCCGUAGAAAAGUCCCUCCUUACCGAUACUUUAGAUUGGCUCAAGUAUCAGAGUGCCGAGGAUGGAAGCUUCAAUGAAAGUUGCAUGAUCGCUCAUCCACACAUUCAACGUACGGGAGGAAAGGAACUUUCGCUUGCAAGUAGCGUUUUGUUUGCUUUCGUUGGGAGUGAACAGAGAGAAGACUAUGUGCAGGUCAUUAACAACACAGUAUCACUUUUACUGAGUUCUCCUAUCGAAGAUGUCUACUUGCUGGCGAAAACGACCUAUUUACUUACUCUCAUGAAUCAUGCGGCCAGCGCAACAAUGCUGCAAACGCUAAACAAGAGGGCAGUGACGGAUGGGAAGUAUCUCUACUGGAAAGUAGUAAACCGCGAGCCAACGUCGUCGGCACACAUUCGAGAUCAGGAAACCACUGCCUAUGCUUUGAUGGCGAACAUUAAACGAAAUACUCUCAAUCAACUGGAUAUAAUACGAGUAGCCCAAUGGCUUCAAAAGCAUAGUUUCGCUGGUGAUCACUACGUGCCUUCAUUAGAAAGGAUCAUUGCUUUGGAAGCCCUUGGUAUGGUGGCGCAUCGAUUCAACAGCACCGUGCCAAAUAUGCACAUAAAGGCGGGCAAUUUGAUCAUCCAAGUUAACUCAACGAAUCAGAACCUGCUGCAAAAAUGUAUCCUUUCAAAGUAUACCCGCCGUGUAAGCAUAUCAGCAGAAGGAAGUGGGCUGGUUUUAGUGAAACUUACCUACCGAUACAGUCUGACCAAUGCGCCCCACGUCAGCACUGGGAACUCUUUACACCCCAUCAACACCCGUAAAUCGUUUCGAGUGGAUAUCGAGAAGAUACCAAAGCCAACCAAUAAACUCGAAUUGCACUUGUGCUUCCUCCAGCCGUUCUAUGUGUACAAUUCGUAUGUUUAUAAAGCCGCCAUAGACUUCCCUACAGGAUAUGAAAUAGAUGAACUGCAGGAACUUUACGGUAAUGCCACCAGGCGUGCGAUUCUGCUGGAGAAUAAGUCUCGUCUGGAAAUCGUCUGGUACUGUAGGCAACCUGGGAAGGUUUGCUACAAAAUUUCAGCCUACUCCCGUUGUGAGUAUGUAAGCCCUCCGCAAGGAUCAAUUUACUACUCCUCAUUUGAUACGAAAGCUUUACUUGCUGUUUAUCCAUUUUAGAAAAAAAAAAAACGAACGUCUAUACAUAAUUUUGUUGAAAUAAACAAUGUUUUACCCCUUAACCAUGACAUAAGUUUGUAUAUAUACAUACAUUAUGUUAAGUUUA